AAAAGACAAAAAAAAACUUCACGGUGGCGGAAGAUAGAUCGAGAAACCGGAAGUAAGUGAAAAAGAAGGAAGUGGUGAUUGACACCGGCAGGUAUCGGCCCGUAAGUGACAGAGCGGGGGCAGCCGAAGCGAAACAGACGGCCUAGGAAAGCGAUACAAAGCAAAAUCAUAGGACGGAAAGAGAGGUCUCCGCUACGGUUCCCGGUUUGUUGCUACCAAUGUUUGUAUCCCUGGAAGGUCUCCUUCAAUUACUGUGGACGUUAGAUUGAUAAAUGCAGAUUACCAGCUGCUGUUGUAUGAGAGGAAGCAAGUUGCUCUCUUCCUCUGAUGUUUUCUGGUGACCAGUUGCUUGCUCAGCACAUUGGAAUCUAACACUAGCAAGUAGUUAGCACUUCACUUGGAUGUAAAGGACUUCUUGUUGCAUGGUGGAUGAUUAUGGCGCAGGAGACAAACCACAGCCAAGCACCACUACUAUGUUCAACAGGUUGUGGCUUCUACGGUAAUCCUCGAACGAACGGUCUCUGUUCCGUGUGCUAUAAAGAGCAUCUACAGAGGCAAAACAACAGUGGUGGGAGAAAUAGUCCUCCAGUUGUGUCGGUAGGAAGUGGAGUGGAGGCAUCAACCCCACAGAAUGCAGAGAGCUCACAGGCAGGUGAUGUAGCAGAUCCUGUGGUUCCACAGACUACACAGGCCAGCUCGUUGCCACUUUUGGAAACUGGGUCGUCAUCUUCACAAGCUGAAAAUGCAGAUAGCAGAACUACAGAUACAAAAGAAAUACAAGCUGCAACAUCAGACAGUUCACAGAACUCCUCCGAGGAGCUUGAACGCUCUCCUGAAAAAGCCAAGCUGAAAAAGAACCGUUGCUUUAUGUGCCGUAAAAAGAUUGGACUCACUGGGUUCGAAUGUCGAUGUGGAAACGUAUUCUGCGGGACUCACCGUUAUUCUGAUGUGCACAGUUGCUCUUAUGACUACAAAGCGGAUGCAGCUGAGAAGAUCAGGAAAGAAAAUCCAGUUGUGGUUGGAGAAAAGAUUCAGAAGAUAUAAAUGGGGCUGAAAGAUCGGUAUCCCUGAUGAAACCUGCCUUGUGUUGCAGGAGAUGGGCCUUGGUGGGGAAAUUGGAAAAAAAACCCACCUUGUGUCUUUUUGACUCUGCUUCCAGGGAUACAGUUGUGCUGGCUUCACUUUUUUUCAGUUUUAGUUUUGAAUUUUUCCUAUACUAUUUCAUCUUUUUCCUGGGAAAAAAAGGAUACAAAACAGACUUGAGUAAACUCUUAAGUAUCUUCUACAGGUUUUCAUCCUUUUCAGACCAGUUAGAUUAUUUUUUAGAGGCACAGAGGAUUUAAAAACAAAAAAAAAACCCCAAGGAGUUAAUGGUUCUGUUUGGCAUAGUUGUGUUUUCAACCGACGAGCAGUUACAUGUAGGUUUAUUCUUCAGAGGAAAGUUACCCUUGCAUUACAAACCAAUAACCCAACACACUGCAAGGUUCUCUCGUGCCCAAGAAAUUAAGCCAAUAGCUCCUUAACCCAUUGUAUUUAUCCUAAAGUAAAUGGAUCGAUAUUUUAUUGGACCAAUUUAAUUAUGUAUGCUUGUGAGUUCUAGAGAAAUGAUGGUAUCCUCGGAGAGCUUAGCUCUAUGAACUCUCUGCUCUACAACAUAUUGUGUGAUUGUUUGGAUGAUUAAAGAAACUCUUACUAUAUACACAGUGAUGCAUUUAAAUGAUACUACCUGUUUGUUCCCCAUCAGGUGGUGCAUUUCUUUGUACAUUUAAUAGGUGCUAUUUAGCCCUGAUUUCUUUUGAGUCUGCAGUCCUCGGCUAGAGAUCAGUUUGUUCAUCUGUAGGUUGGGAGAUCGCUAUAUACAGAAGACUGAGGCAUCCAUCUUCCAGACUUUUCCCUUUUUUUUCUUCAGCCUGAGAAUGUUGUCCACUGAUCAACUGACUUUUGGUCAGAUGUGUGAAUGUUGGUCCCCCAAGGAAAGGCUUAAUGUUUAUGUCAAUCUUAUUAAAUAAAAGUUAAAAAUCUAGAGUAAA
Messenger RNA from Xenopus laevis (African clawed frog), 2030 nucleotides. RefSeq names its product zinc finger AN1-type containing 6 S homeolog (gene zfand6.S). NCBI's taxonomy places the organism in Eukaryota, Metazoa, Chordata, Amphibia, Anura, Pipidae. The coding region runs from base 430 to 1044 and encodes 204 amino acids. Gene Ontology annotation, molecular function: polyubiquitin modification-dependent protein binding; zinc ion binding; DNA binding. Gene Ontology annotation, biological process: protein targeting to peroxisome. The transcript has 7 exons. The record is from RefSeq and is a predicted model, not a curated record.